Molecule: messenger RNA, 3605 nt
Organism: Micropterus salmoides (largemouth bass)
Lineage: Eukaryota; Metazoa; Chordata; Actinopteri; Centrarchiformes; Centrarchidae
Gene: pias1b
Product: protein inhibitor of activated STAT, 1b
Exons: 14
Coding region: 1-1980 (659 amino acids)
Biological process (GO): protein sumoylation; regulation of transcription by RNA polymerase II
Molecular function (GO): zinc ion binding; SUMO ligase activity; transcription coregulator activity
Source: RefSeq, a predicted model, not a curated record
AUGGCGGAGAGUGCGGAACUGAAGCAAAUGGUAAUGAGCCUUCGAGUUUCGGAGCUCCAAGUGUUGUUGGGGUAUGCGGGACGGAAUAAGCACGGGCGCAAACACGAACUUUUGACCAAAGCUCUCCACCUACUCAAGGCUGGUUGCAGUCCUGCAGUGCAGAUGAAGAUCAAAGAGCUCUAUAGACGGCGCUUCCCAACCAAAAUGGUUUCACCAGUGGACCUGGCUCUGCCUGUUCACUCUGCCUCCAGUCUCCCUGCUGGCCUCGCACAACUGGGAUUUGACAGCCACGGUUCCCCUUCGCCUCUGCUGCCUGUUUCUUUACUCGGGCCUAAGCAUGAGUUGAGUCUGCCUCACCUCCCCUCCGCCCUGCACCCUGUACACCCUGAUGUCAAGCUCCAGAGAUUGCCAUUCUACGACGUGCUGGAUGAGCUUAUUAAGCCAACCAGCCUGGCUUCAGACAACAGUCAACGGUUCCAGGAAGCAUGUUAUGCCUUCGCAUUAACACCACAGCAAGUUCAGCAGAUCAGCAGCUCCAUGGACAUAUCUGGGACCAAAUGUGACUUUGCUGUUCAAGUCCAGUUAAGAUUUUGUUUAUCAGAGACAAGCUGUCCUCAGGAGGAUCAUUUCCCCCCUAAUCUGUGUGUCAAGGUGAACGGCAAACCCUGUAAUCUCCCGGGAUAUCUUCCUCCAACCAAAAACGGAGUUGAACCAAAAAGGCCCAGUCGCCCCAUCAACAUAACCUCUCUUGUCCGACUGUCCACCACAGUUCCCAACACAAUUGUGGUGUCGUGGACUUCUGAAAUUGGGAGGAGUUUUUCCAUGGCUGUUUAUUUGGUACGACAGCAGUCGUCUGCAGUGUUGCUGCAAAGACUACGGGCUAAAGGAAUUAGGAACCCCGAUCACUCAAGAGCUCUGAUUAAAGAGAAAUUAACAGCUGAUCCAGAGAGUGAGAUCGCCACCACCAGUCUACGAGUCUCUCUCCUGUGUCCUCUGGGGAAGAUGAGGCUGACAAUCCCUUGCAGAGCGAUGACAUGCUCUCACCUUCAGUGCUUCGAUGCUACACUUUAUAUCCAAAUGAAUGAGAAGAAGCCGACCUGGGUGUGUCCAGUCUGUGACAAGAAGGCUCCGUAUGAGCACCUCAUUAUUGACGGGUUGUUUAUGGAAAUCUUGAAUAGCUGUUCUGACUGUGAUGAAAUCCAGUUCAAAGAAGACGGAAACUGGGCCCCCAUGAGGUCAAAGAAAGAGGUGCAGGAGGUGUCUGCUUCGUACAAUGGUGUAGACAGCGAUUCGUCUCGGACAGAAAUGCAUGAGCAGAAACGGGGAUCAGCUAAUGACAACAGCAGAAAAGUUGAUGUGAUUGACUUGACGUUGGAUAGCUCCUCGGAGGAUGAGCUAGAUGACGAGCCUCCGCCUAAAAGGGUCUGUCCAUCGCUGUCACCUGUCUCUCCGCCCCCGAACAAGGGAGUACUGAACCUACACAGCCAGGCCUCACCGGUGACCAGAGCUCCCAGCAUGCCCCCUGUGGAGACCAGCUACAUCCCCCCCCCUCCACCUCUCAUCCAGGACUAUCGCCACUAUUAUCAUACAACUAGUGACCUGCCAGAUCUAAAUUUCUUCUCCUUUCUCCAAGGCGACAAUCAGCAUUACAACAUGGUGAUGGCUGCCGCAGCAGCUGCAUCGGCGUCGGCCUCAGAGGACCACGACCUGCUUCUCAACCGUUUCCUGCCCUAUAGCUCCUCACAGAUGUUAAGGGAGCCGCCAGGCACCCCCGGGAGCAGCACGCUGGCAGCAAAUGGAGGCAGCAACAGUGGCAGCACCAGUAGUUUGGUGUCUUCAAGCAGCCUGCGGGACCGCGACAAAGACAGAGAGCGAGACAGGGACAGCCACACCAUCUCAGGAUUGUCGAGGUCCUCAGUGGAAGCUGCAGCGGCGGCAGCCAUUUAUGGCUCCAUAUCUGACGUUAUCUCUCUUGACUAGAUCCACACAGAACUGAAAAACAAGAGAGACCUCAAGAACAGGGGUUCUUUGUAAAUAAGGAAGAGGAAAAUGAAAGAAUACAGUGCUAUGUACAGAGAGGAAAAUCUAUUUUCAAUUUUACUUAUCAUAUGUAUAUAAACUUAGGACGCUUCUUGUCCGGUGAGUUACUUCAGUUGAUAUUUUUCUGUGAAUACUGAAGACUUUUUCACACUUCUUCAUGUGGUCCUUUGAUUAUAUUGUACCUUUUGUACCUGGUUUUUACAGUUUUGUUUCGAUAUUCCAUGUCAAUGGCAUUAUUUCAGUAUAUGUGCACAGAACCCAAUGAGAUGACACCUUAUGGAACAUGUUAUUUAGAAUAUAAAGAAAAUGGGCAUUGUUAUAGAUGUACAAAAGGCAAGUCACAGCAAAACAGAAAAUGUGUUAAGACUUUAUUCCUAAAUGGCAUAAUUUCUGUCAAAUGUUUUGACAGCAGAAAGAUCUGGCCAUUUUUGCCAUCACUGUAGAUUUUUUGUGGUAGGACAUUCAUGCUGUGGUCCUAUUGUUUUUAAGGAAUUAUUUAUGAUGUAAGUUAUGUUGGAUGUAUGUUGUUUUUUAAAGAAGCAUUCCUUAUGCCCCUAGGAACUGUUGCCACUAGAAUUGCAAAAGCAAACGCUAGAUCCUUCUGUUGUCAUAACUCUGCGCUCUUCGCCCGUUUCAGUCAAAUCAAAUAUGAACAAUGUUGUAUAUUUCAGACCUAAGAGACAUAAAUUGGGACUAAGUCAGUAUUUAAGACCUGGCUUUUUCAGCGUGUGAAUGAGUGGCACUCGUCCAGCAAGUAGCCUUCUGUUGUCUCAUGAUGCAAUUGGACCUGUAUACACAUCUAAGAUUUGCAAUGUUGUGUAUUUUGUCUUUUCAAGUACAUCUGUUUUAUUUUGCAUAACAAAAUAUGAUGACUCAACUUUCAAGACAAGGCUAGUUUCUGGUCCACUUAAUGAUUAUUUAAUUGAAAGGCUUAAAAACUGUUAAAUAAGUGGAUUAAUAACAUUUCAUAAUGUCUUUUUGUUUGAUUUUUAGCACUUGCCUUUUUACAUAACGGCUGUGUGGAGCAGUGAAGCAUUCACGGUUGCAGUAACACUUAGUUUUCAGCUUUGCAUGUGUCUGCGAAUUACCUGAAAGCUCAUAUGUUUGAGUGCUAUGCUGAUCUUUAUUGAGGCCACAGGAUGCAUAGCCUUUUUGUUAAGUGUAUUUGCGACAGCCUAUAGGUUAACUGUGAUAGCCUUUGAGUGUAUCACAAAAUGCAUUUUGGCCCAGAGGUUUAAAUCAUUGAACGCCUCCCCUCCCUUUUAUUUUUCUUGACUUGUGCUUACAAUUAGGAUUAUUUAUUAUCAUAUAUAUUUUCAGCAUUUCUUUGAUUUGUGGAUAUGCAUUGCUGUCAUUGUAUGUGAUAUUUCUUUUGUAAUUAUAUAAUUAAUGCUAUUUAAAGAUGUCAUUGUUGCUUGACAUGCAUUGUAACAUUUUCUGUUUCUCUGUCCGUUUUACUAUCAGAUGAUGUCAAUAACUCAAUAGAGGCUUUGAUCAUUUUGAACCGCUACAAGGUCUACUGUGCUGUUUGAUAUUUGUAAGAAUUAAACAGAUAUAAGAAAGUG